Molecule: messenger RNA, 837 nt
Organism: Rhizoctonia solani
Lineage: Eukaryota; Fungi; Basidiomycota; Agaricomycetes; Cantharellales; Ceratobasidiaceae
Product: stress protein A family protein
Exons: 7
Coding region: 1-837 (278 amino acids)
Source: RefSeq, a predicted model, not a curated record
AUGAAGCAGCCCUCUCGUCCAGCAUCACCAGUGCUUGGCUCUACCCCGGCGUCUCCCACACCAGCACAUGCCACUCCGUUGAGUCUGCCUCACGUUCAAUUGCCUCCGUCAUCUCCGCAAUCGACCCUCGCACCACUACCCGCGAUCCACCGUACACUCACCGGAACUUCCACCACUGUACCAGGUUACAAGCCCAAGGUUUCUUUUGAUACUUUUGAAAAUCCGAGCGAUGCGGCAUUAGAUAGCUUCACUCUUCAGGCCAGCUCCGAAGGGUACAGACGAACACGUAACACUCGAGUAUUCCUAUGUGCUGCCUCGGGUGAUGAGAGUGGAAUGGAAGCUCUCGAUUGGACUCUGGAGAGCUUAGUUCAGCAUGGAGAUGAGUUGAUUGUUGUUAGAGGAUUCGAUCUCGAAGACCUAGAGAAGCAACUUCAUGAAGAAGUGAGAGAGGAAGCCAAAGAGCUUAUGAAAAAUAUUUUGGCCAAAAACCUCGAGCACGAAGGCCGCCAGCUCUCGGUAGUCGUGGAAUUCGUUGCUGGCAAGAUUACCUCGACCAUUGAACGGUUAAUUGCGCUAUAUCGUCCCGAUUCACUUGUUGUGGGUACACGUGGUCAAACAGGACUGGUCAAAACAUGGAGCCAGGCGUUCUUGACACCCGGAAUGGGCAGUGUCAGCAGGUAUUGUGUCUCACAUUCACCUGUCCCCGUAAUAGUGGUGCGACCAGAGCGCAAAGUACGCAAGUCGAUGGAGAAACGUCGGGCUGAUGGACGAAAGAGGCAUCAAUUUGAUGAGCUAAUUGGUAGUCGGAGCCGCAUCGGGAUUAAGGAAGAGGAUUAA